AUGUCGGAAUACGUGAAGGGGCUGAACGCCCCGAAUGCAAAUUGGUUUCAGGACAAGUUCGAGGCCCUGCUGUCCCCCUGCUCAGGUUUUGUCCUAAUUCAGCCGGUUAAGUUUGAGGAAACGGAUGUUGGUGCAUCAACAUUGCUCGUCUCGAAACCCUUGAAAGCGAUUCUACCUUGGCGCAAGGAAGACGAUGACGGCUGUGUUGUAGUUCUCGCUUUCAGGGAAGACUUCGUUUUGUACCGGUACGAGAACGGCGAGAUGGCAGUCAGGAGUCACGGCAACUGGCUUCCUGACCAGGAUGGCAAUAUAGUGGAGACGGCCUUAUUAGCUGGCGAGACGCCACGGGACGAGUCUUUGGCGUGA
Messenger RNA from Pseudomassariella vexata, 366 nucleotides. RefSeq lists its product as uncharacterized. NCBI's taxonomy places the organism in Eukaryota, Fungi, Ascomycota, Sordariomycetes, Amphisphaeriales, Pseudomassariaceae. The coding region runs from base 1 to 366 and encodes 121 amino acids. The record is from RefSeq and is a predicted model, not a curated record. The transcript has a single exon.